Suricata suricatta (meerkat) is the source of this 7533-nucleotide messenger RNA. It is a transcript of the gene ANKS1A, whose product is annotated as ankyrin repeat and sterile alpha motif domain containing 1A. Bases 126 to 3701 code for a protein of 1191 amino acids. Lineage: Eukaryota; Metazoa; Chordata; Mammalia; Carnivora; Herpestidae. Gene Ontology annotation, cellular component: cytosol. The transcript is spliced from 25 exons. Gene Ontology annotation, molecular function: protein binding. The record is from RefSeq and is a predicted model, not a curated record.
GGGGAGGGGGGUGGUGUCCCCGGCCGGUUUGGGGGGUGCGUUGCCCGGAGACGGAAAGUUUGGGAGCCGGAGCAGGCUCGGCUGCGGCCCCGGAAAGGGGGUCCAGGGAGGCGGUGGCCCUGGGGAUGGGGAAGGAGCAGGAGCUGCUGGAGGCGGCCCGCACCGGGCACCUCCCGGCCGUGGAGAAGCUGCUGUCCGGGAAGCGGCUCUCCUCAGGCUUCGGGGGCGGCGGCGGCGGCGGCUCCUCCGGGAGCAGCAGCGGCGGCGGCGGCGGCGGCCUCGGGUCCUCAAGCCAUCCCCUCUCCAGUCUGCUCAGCAUCUGGAGAGGGCCGAAUGUGAACUGUGUUGACAGCACUGGAUACACACCUCUCCACCAUGCUGCUCUGAACGGCCAUAAGGAUGUGGUUGAGGUUCUUCUGAGGAACGAUGCGCUGACCAACGUGGCCGAUUCUAAAGGCUGCUACCCUCUGCACUUGGCAGCCUGGAAGGGAGACGCUCAGAUAGUGCGGUUGCUCAUCCAUCAAGGGCCCUCACACACCAGAGUCAACGAACAGAAUGCUCUUGAGAUCAAAGAAUUCAAAAAGUACGGCCCCUUUGACCCUUAUAUCAAUGCCAAGAACAACGACAACGAGACGGCCCUGCACUGUGCAGCACAGUACGGCCACACAGAAGUGGUGAAGGUCCUUUUAGAGGAGCUGACAGACCCCACCAUGCGCAACAACAAAUUCGAGACCCCGCUGGACCUGGCUGCGCUGUACGGGAGGCUGGAGGUGGUGAAGAUGCUCCUGAACGCACACCCCAACCUCUUGAGCUGCAACACUAAGAAGCAUACUCCCCUGCACUUGGCAGCAAGGAACGGCCACAAAGCCGUGGUCCAGGUCCUCCUGGAUGCUGGCAUGGAUAGCAACUACCAGACGGAGAAGGGCAGUGCUUUGCAUGAGGCUGCUUUGUUUGGCAAGACCGAUGUGGUGCAAAUCCUGCUGGCUGCAGGAAUUGAUGUCAACAUCAAAGAUAACCGUGGACUGACUGCCCUAGACACUGUCCGGGAACUCCCUUCUCAAAAGAGCCAGCACAUAGCAGCACUGAUUGAAGAUCACAUGACUGGAAAAAGAAGUACAAAAGAGGCAGAUAAAACCCCCACCUCCCAGGGACCUCUCAUCUCCAAUAUGGACUCCAUAUCCCAGAAAUCUCAGGGUGACACGGAGAAAGCCGUGACCGAACUGGUCAUUGAUUUUGACACAAACGCUGAAGAGGAGGGUCCCUACGAGGCGCUGUACAACGCUGUCUCCUGCCAUUCGUUGGACAGCAUGGCCAGCGGGCGAUCGUCUGACCAAGACUCCGUGAGCAAGGAGGCAGAGGCGGCGGGAGUGAAACCGGCUGGAGGGAGACCUAGGGAACGACCCCCGCCUCCAGCAAAGCCACCCCCUGACGAAGAGGAGGAAGACCGCAUAGACAAGAAGUAUUUUCCAUUGACAGCUUCUGAGGUCUUGGCCAUGAGACCCUGGAUUCAGUCAGGUGCAGCCAGGGAAGAGGAUGAGCAUCCUUACGAGCUCUUGUUAACAGCAGAAACGAAGAAGCUGGUGGACGGUAGACCAAAAGACCACAGGCGGAGCAGCAGCGGCCGGAGCCAGGACUCUGCGGAGGGGCAGGACGGGCAGGUCCCAGGGCAGUUCUCGGGUCUCCUCCACGGCUCCUCCCCGGUGUGUGAGGUGGGGCAGGACCCUUUCCAGCUGCUCUCUGCCACUGGCCAGGGCCAUCCAGAAGGGUCCCCCGCACAGGGCGCCUGUCACGAGGCCAGCAUGCAGCUGGAGGAGACGGGUGUGCACGCUCCUGGAGCCUCCCCGCCCAGUGUCCUGGACCAGAGUAAGAGAGUGGGUUACCCAGCUGGCCUGCCCGCCACCAACAGCCAAUCGCACCCCGAAACUUUGACUCCCACGGCAUCUCAACACCCUGGCGGUGCCGAGGAAGAGAGAGACCGGAGCGGGGCUAGAAGCCGAGCCCCUCCCACCAGCAAACCCAAAGCUGAACUCAAACUCAGCCGCAGCUUGUCCAAGUCAGACUCUGAUCUCCUGACCUGCUCACCCACGGAGGACGCUACAAUGGGGAGCCGGAGCGAGUCCUUGUCCAACUGCAGCAUCGGGAAGAAGAGGCUGGAGAAGUCGCCCUCCUUUGCCUCGGAGUGGGAUGAGAUUGAGAAAAUCAUGAGCUCUAUUGGAGAAGGGAUUGACUUUUCUCAGGAACAGCAGAAGAUCUCAGGUUCUCGGACGCUGGAGCAGAGCGUCGGGGAGUGGCUGGAGGCGGUUGGGCUGCAGCAGUAUGAGAGCAAGUUGCUUCUGAAUGGCUUUGAUGAUGUCCGCUUCCUGGGGUCUAACGUGAUGGAAGAGCAGGACCUGCGGGAGAUUGGCAUCAGUGACCCACAGCACCGGCGGAAGCUGCUCCAUGCGGCACGCUCCCUGCCCAAGGUGAAAGCUCUGGGCUAUGACGGCAACAGCCCCCCAUCAGUGCCCUCCUGGCUGGACUCCCUCGGGCUGCAGGACUACGUCCAUUCCUUCCUGUCGAGCGGCUACAGUUCCAUUGACACUGUAAAGAACCUCUGGGAACUGGAGCUGGUCAACGUCCUGAAGGUCCACCUGCUCGGCCAUCGUAAGCGCAUCAUCGCCUCCCUUGCAGACCGGCCCUACGAGGAGCCACCCCAGAAGCCCCCGCGGUUUUCUCAGCUGAGAUGCCAGGACUUGCUCUCCCAGACGUCAUCCCCCCUGAGCCAGAAUGACUCCUGCACUGGCCGCUCCGCUGACCUGCUGCUGCCUCUGGGGGACACGGGCAGGAGGCGGCAUGACAGUCUGCACGACCCUGCGGCACCUUCUCGGGCAGAGCGCUUCAGAGUCCAGGAGGAACACCGCGAAGCCAAGCUGACCCUUCGGCCCCCCAGCCUGGCCGCCCCCUAUGCCCCUGUGCAGAGUUGGCAGCACCAGCCAGAGAAGCUCAUCUUCGAGUCCUGCGGUUACGAAGCUAACUAUCUGGGCUCCAUGUUGAUCAAAGAUCUUCGAGGGACAGAAUCCACACAAGACGCCUGUGCCAAGAUGCGGAAGUCCACCGAACACAUGAAGAAGAUCCCCACUAUCAUCUUGUCCAUCACGUACAAAGGUGUCAAGUUCAUCGAUGCCUCCAACAAGAACGUCAUUGCGGAGCAUGAGAUCCGGAACAUCUCCUGUGCGGCCCAGGACCCAGAGGACCUCUGUACCUUUGCCUACAUCACCAAGGACCUGCAGACCAGCCACCACUAUUGCCAUGUUUUCAGCACGGUGGAUGUGAAUCUAACCUACGAGAUCAUCCUGACGCUGGGGCAGGCGUUCGAAGUGGCCUACCAGCUGGCCCUGCAGGCCCAAAAGUCCAGGCCGAUGGGGGCCUCCGCCGCCGAGACGGUGGAAACAAAGUCUUCCAAACCGGUGCCUAAGCCUCGCGUCGGCGUAAGGAAGUCAGCAGUGCCGCUGCCCCCCGAUAGUCGCUGUUGUUACUGUCACACCUGCACCACUCAUCGUCCUUCUUACCUACCGCUGCCGUCUGUUAGUCCUGGAGUCAAGCUGGAACCGCCAGACACGGACCCAGACGCCCAGUCCCAUGCCAGCGUCUCCUGGGUUGUGGACCCGAAACCAGAUUCUAAGCGGAGCCUCAGCACCAAGUAUGAGACCACUAUCUUCUAACCGCCCACCCCCUGCCUCCACUAGUCUCACUGUGCCUUGCCAUCCGACCUCUGCUCUUCUCCGCUCUCCUUCCGGCUGCUGCCGUCGAGGCCCCGCCCCCGCCGGGCCCUGCCCGCCUCCCGGGCAGCAGCGCUAGACACUGCACACUCCCAGCUCGUACCCAACACCCCCGGACACUGUGAAGUCCCCGCUCGGGCGAGGACGGCUUGGUGGGGGUGGGGGGUGAGCCGCCUUGGAGGUGGGCACCAGGAGGGCUCAGGGGCCCCUGUUGCACCCAGGAAGCCUCAGCAGGCAGGCGCUGUGAAUCCCGAGGGGUGGGCGGUCUUCAAGCAGAGCCCACACAGCACCCUCUGCCGAGGCGGGGCGCGCCGGCCGCCCUCCUCGCCUGUCUUCCGUGCUGAGCCGCAGCCGGGGGCCGCCGCCCCGAGCGAACUGUCCUUUUGCACCUUUCCUGACACAACCAACCACUGUGACCACGUGGUGCCAGAAUGCCCUCGCACUCCGCUCACGGCUGGCCCUCGGCCCCGUCCCUCUCUCUCCUCUGCCGUAAGGUGCUGGCCUCCCUCUGCUGAGAGCCUGAGCUCGGCGACAUGUCUUGACUAGGGUCAGACUGCGUUCUGUGAGGCCCGAGGUCCUCGGGCACAUGCCUGAGCAUCUGAACCCCCGGGGGCCGGCUUCUCUCAGCAGGCCUCCUGGUCCCGAUGAGUCUUCCGCUCCGAGGAAGGGGAUGGCACAUGUGUGGUCGGCCCCUCGUGUCUUCGCCAGUGAGUCGCAAGGCCGGCCCUGGAGUCUAGCUCACCGAGAAGGAAGGCCUUUCUGUAGGAGCCAGCAGGAGGGAGGCUGGGGCCCUGCACACUGUGCCCCUUCUCCCCUCACAGCACAGAGCCACUCCCGUUGUUGUCCAGGGGUGACACUUCACAGUGUGGGGGUCAGAGCUAGUCAGCCUGCUCCUUCUCCGCUCCGCCACCCACAGCCUCUUGUCUCCUCCGAGAGGGGACGCUGUGCGGUCUGUUCUGGCAGCUGGGCUUGGGGCGCGGGGCAGGUCGGCUCAGGUGGCAGGAGGCGGGAAGGAGCGGUUCCGGGAGGAGGCAGAACUGACCUGGGAUAGUCCGUAGAGAAAGCCAGGGAGUGACAGCGGUUAUUCUAGAGCUGAAGCCCAAGCUGAUACACCGGGGUGGGUCCCGCUGCCUGCCUUGUCUGUCCUUGUGCCUUCCUGAGCAGACGCGCUGAGCCAGAGGUGGCGUUGGGCCACGGGGAGGCUGCGAGGGACCUUUCUGUGCCGCCUCCACGUUUCCUUUCAGUUUCCUACACCUUGUGCAGGCCCCUUUGGUUAACCCUGUCCUCCCCCCGUUGUGUUUGCUUCUGCCAAGCUGAGCCACCGAAGGAGCCAACUGUGCUGCGGAAACACAGACGUGGGGAGCACAGGCUCCCGCCACCGCCAUCACCGCCACUGCUGUGUCACCUGCGCUCUGAGGACCCAGGCCCAGCCUCUGCCUGUGGCAGCUCCUUGGGGCUGCUUGGCCUGGAUCUGCCCCCACCAGGUCUCACAGAGUGAGCUGCACUCCAGACCUCGGGCAGAUGAGACUGAAACUCCAGAGAGUCAAGAAGUGACUUGUCCAGAAGACAUUUUUUAAUAGAAAAAAUUUUUUCUAUAAAGCGAAUUUUUAAGACUUGGCUCAAACCUCUAGGUUAAAUUGCCAAAUCUUUAGACAGAUGGCCAUCGGAUCAGAAGACGGAGGACCUGAGAUUGGCUACAUGGCCAGUCUGGCCAGGCUUCUGUCCUCGGGAUGGGACCUCAGCAUGGUCCGGCAGGGUGAGGAGAAGGCAAUGGCCCGAGGGUGAAUUGAAAGCAGGCACGAGUGGGCAAAAUUGAGUAGGUCUGUUAGAGUCCGCUUCUCAAACCCAGCCGGGUUAGCUGCCGUUCCUUGUGAACUGCAUGACUGCUGGUCCCGCCUAGAGCCGGGAGAGGCACCUGGCAGAAGCAGAGACUUCUGGUCCAUUUCUGGGGUUCCAAACGUGAAGGCCCAGGGGCCAGACGGAGCUGAGCGAGCAGCCCCUGGUGCCCCAAAGUCUGAGCUGGAGCCCUGGGCUGCCCUCCGCCCCGGACCCGGUGGUCAGAGCACCAGCCGCACGCUCCCUGGUACCCUCCAACAGCCAGGGUUCAGUUGGAGAGAAGCAGCAGCUUCGUUUUGGGCAUUAAUGGGUAGGUCAGCUAAGACUGCUACCUGCCAAUUUGUGAUUUGUCUAAUCAGGUGUGUGAUUAGGACUCACUUUGAUUCUCUGAAUUAUUGGUUCGACUAUUGUAUUUCAGCUGCUGGAUUCAGCCCUGGCUAAGUGUAGAGAAGGCUCUCUUUAGCCUUAUUAGAUGACAGUCCAUUUGAUUCUCCCCCGGCGUGGCCUUCAGGGCAGGCUGGGGACCUGGUGCAGCACGGCCACAGAAGCCCUCCUGCCAGCUUGCUUUGCUCCAACUCGGAAUCUCGCUGUGCUCCUCAGGUGGUGGAGGGGACGGGAGGGGCAGUCCCUGUGAGGCUGAGGCAGGGCCAGAGCAGCUGCCUGCCCCGUCCCUUCCAGAGCAGCUACAGCGAGGAGCCUUUCCUCCUGCCAGUGGCCAGCAGCCCUCACGCUUUGCUGGCACCGUCACAGGCUUCGGCGGCGGCUCUGCCCUCCUGCCACCUGGCUCUCUGCCCGCCACCACAGGCCCCAGCAGGCCCCUCUCAGGGGCAGAGGCAGGUGACCCUCCACUUUCCGGUACUAAACAGGGACCUCAACACCUGGGCUCUUGGCUUCACUUCCCGCUUCUUCCAAGGCCCAUGGGCUUCCCGCCCCUGCCGCUGGAGCCUCCGCUGGAGGAACCCCAAGGGCUGUGCUCCCCCAGGGCGCCUCCCAGCCCCGAAAGAAAACUGUGUAGACACUACCGAUGAGCUGCUCAAGCUGUCUUUUUGUUUUUAAAUCCUAUGUAGGUGUUUCCUCCCCUUGAAGCUGCUAUAUCUUUAUUUAUUCAGGGUGUUGUUGGAUUGCAAAGCCUUGGCUAGUCUGCUCUGGCGCUGGGUUUCGUUCUGAGUUCGGUUUCUUCCUUAGUCACGAAGGGUAGAGACUGGAUCUUUCUUUCCUUCUUUCUUCUCCUCUGGGGCAGGCAGUCUCCCUUCCCUAGACAGGGAUAGUGUAACUUUAAGGACAAGCUUUGAGUGGCGAAGCCCCUGCUUCUGCCCUUCUCUGAGCUGGGCAGGAGCCCGUUUGGGGGCCCUGGAAACGGGAGUCACCACGGCCCCCCGCCACAGGUUCUCGGCUUGCCUCUCUUCCACUCGCUCUUCUGAGCAGUGGGACCCCUGAAAGGCCCUGCAUUGCGAUGCUCCACAUCCCUCUCAGGUCUCUAGCACCAGACUCUAGAGGGCAUUCCUGAGAAGCUCCUGGCUGAGCAGGCAGCAAACAUAGUUGAAGUCGUAAAGACAUUAGAAAGCUAGUCUGACCUCGGUCUGUUCUUGAAAUGCCCAGGCCUAUGGAAUGACUGUCAGACGCAGUUCACAAAAGUGUUAUUGCUAAAGGUGUGGCAAUGGGACUGAAUUGUAAUAAAAAUGUUAUUUAAUCUUUGUCUCUGUAUUUUGAUACUUGAAUGAAUUCCCCUUUUAUUUUACUGUACAUAUCAUUGUUAACCUGAUUGUGUCUGAAUUAUGAACAUCUUGUGGUACCAAACAUAAGCGAUCUGUGCAACACGGACUGACCUCACCACGUGAGAGUGUAAAUACUCCUGGGCUUCCAGCUUCGGUUUUGUUAUUUUCCUAACUGUACAACUUAGAACAGACUGAAUUAAUAAAGGAGAAGCAACAUGAAACCA